AUGGGAGUUGUUCGCUAUCACCUGCACAUUGCCGACGGUGGGGAUCCAACUGCAACUGUUACCGCCGCCACUUUAUUUGCCCAUUUAACAUUACGAUGUGGACAGCUACGCAAUUAUCUCUUGCUGAGCGCUAGUACUACAGAUGCCAAGCGACAGAAAGACUCGAAUUUACCAAAUUCCAAUAGUGCACGCAUGGUCCAACUCACAGCCGCAGCCGCAGCGGCAGGAGCAUCGCCGUCUUCAGGAGAAGGCACAGAAGAUCAGGUACUCCUCGCCGCAGAGGCACUCUUACGUGGGGAUGAACAUUUCCGCUCAAUGAUUAAUGAGGAUGAGAAUCUCUGGAGUACAGCUGUUGCUGCUGUAAAGGAUCGCAUUAUACCUUAUCCAUGCUUUAGCUGUAGCUUUGUGGAAUCGGAGAUGUCUCUUGCAAAGUCUAAAGGACGUUAUUUUGAUUUUAUUGCCACCGCAGAUGUUGCCAGUUUUGAUUACUUAUUGGAUUAUUACAUGGCAUUACGAGUGGAGGAGUCGAAAAGAGAAAAAGAGAAUUCUCUGGAGGAACGACAUCGGCGGAAAGUGGGUUUGGUGCAUAUAUUAUGUGGUGAACCCGCCCGUGCUGGACAUUUACUGCAACGAUUUAUGGAGUUGCUUUUAGAUGUGGAUAGUAAAGCACCAAUGCAGUUAGUUAAUGACAACGACAGUAAUGGAAAUAAGGAUAAUAAUCAAAUGAUGAAUAAUAAUGAUGAUGAUCAUAGCUGCUUUGCGUGGAUUAACCGUGCAGAUAGUGUUGUUGCACAGAUGUACCAGCUAUUAGGUGUUGAUGUACUCUUUGAAGUGCUAUAA
Trypanosoma theileri is the source of this 840-nucleotide messenger RNA. RefSeq lists its product as uncharacterized. Bases 1 to 840 code for a protein of 279 amino acids. The transcript has a single exon. Lineage: Eukaryota; Euglenozoa; Kinetoplastea; Trypanosomatida; Trypanosomatidae. The record is from RefSeq and is a predicted model, not a curated record.